Molecule: messenger RNA, 312 nt
Organism: Lottia gigantea (owl limpet)
Lineage: Eukaryota; Metazoa; Mollusca; Gastropoda; Lottiidae
Exons: 2
Source: RefSeq, a predicted model, not a curated record
CCUGAGGUAGGGGCGAGAGAGCCUGGGGUAGGGGCGAGAGAGCCUGGGGUAGGGGCGAGAGAGUCUGGGGUAGGGGCGAGAGAGCCUGGGGUAGGGGCAAUAGAGCCUGGGGUAGGGGCGAGAGAGCCUGGUCCUAGGGUAGGGCGAGAGCCUGGUGUAGGGGCGAGAGAGCAUGGUGUAGGGGCGAGAGAGCCUGGUGUUGGGGCGAGAGAGCCUGGUGUAGGGGCGAGAGAGCCCGGUGUAGGAGCGAGAGAGCCUGGGGUAGGGGCGAGAGAGCCUGGUGUCGGGGCGAGAGAGCCUGGUGUAGGGGCG